This is a messenger RNA of Ornithorhynchus anatinus (platypus), 1983 nucleotides long. It is a transcript of the gene TRAF3IP3, whose product is annotated as TRAF3 interacting protein 3. Lineage: Eukaryota; Metazoa; Chordata; Mammalia; Monotremata; Ornithorhynchidae. The record is from RefSeq and is a predicted model, not a curated record. Bases 149 to 1816 code for a protein of 555 amino acids. The transcript is spliced from 16 exons.
UGAACCUUCAAACUGUGUUCCAUCCCGCUGCCCUGCCUGGGAUUCUGCUGCUCCGGCCCCCCCAGGGCGGGCUGGACAGACGACCUCGGAUAGCUGUGCUGCUCCAGAAAGGUGAUCCAGGAUCAAAAGUCUCCCGGGAGCACCGGUCAUGAUCGGUCCAGGUUGUUGGGCCCCUCCUGGUCCCGGUCGGGGCAGCGAGAGCUACGAGGCCAAGUGCGAGCGAUGGCAGGAGACCCGCGAGAGCUUGCGCCGACGCCCCAAUGUGACCUCGUGCCGCCGGACAGGCAGGCAGCAGCCGAGGGCGCAGCCCGAAGGGCAGUCCCGGAGCCCCCGCCAGCAGGAGUUCCUCAGACGCAGGAAUCUGGAGGGGGAUGAAGAUGAGAAAGCCUAUGGGCUCCCAAGGAGAGAGCGCCACCGUGGCAGAGCCCUCAGGGGAACAGCUUCUUGGGCAGAUGUGAGGUCAUCGGCCGGACAGCAGGACUUACACAGAAUCAGACCUGAUGUCCCUGUGUUCCAGUCCCAGGGUUUCUCAAACAGCUUCACCAAUCUCACACAUCACUCGCUUCUGGGGUCUCGGGAACUUCUGCAGGGAGACCCUUCCGCCAAGAAGGUGUCCAGACAAAGCCAAGGCACACAAACGGUGACCACGGCAGCCAAGGUUCGCGUUAUGAAUGAUGCCAGCCAACAAACCAACUGUGGAAUCGCAGUCCUGGAUAAGGAAAUCAUCCAACUUUCUGAAUACCUCAGAGAAGCCCUACAGCGUGAGCUGAUCCUGAAAAAGAAGAUGGUUUUCCUCCAGGAGCUUCUCUCCACCCUGAUCCAGGCCUCAGAGAGAUCCUGGAAGGGACAGAUGAAUGAGGACCAACUCAAGUGCAAAUUGAGAUCCCUUGAAAACCAGCUGUAUACCUGUACCCAGAAACACUCUGAGGAGAGCGUGACGAAGGUCCUGAUGGAAAUGGAAGACCAGAAGCAGAAUUACGAAAAGAAAGCAAAGAAAUCCCUGCAGAAGUUGCUGGAGGAGAAAAUGAUGGCAGAACUGCAGCUUCAGAGCACAAAGCGGUCCCUGGCUGGCGCGGAGCAGGAAUGUGCCCAGUGGAAGGCCCAGUAUGAAGUCCUCAAGGAAGAAUGGAGCGAUUUGACAGCCAAGCACAGUGAGCUGGAGACCCAGCUGCACAUUCUGCAGUGUAAAUUGCAGGGAGCUGACAGCCGAGACUCACAGCUCAGUCGGGCUCUGCACCUGCUGGAGACAGAGCACCGGGACCUGCAGGCUCGACUGAACCUGCUGCAGGAGGAAGAGGCCCAGGGCAGCCAGGACGCCCAAGAACUCCAAGGAAGACUACAAAGGUCAGAAGAAGAGAAGCUCAACCUAGAAGCCAAGGUCCAGCACUUACAGAGUGUGGUUCAGAAUCAGUCCACCCAGCUGCAAGCCCAGCAGGAAUUGAUCCGGAAGAAAGACGAGGCUCUGUCGGCGAGGACCCUAGCCCCACCGCGGCAGGAGCAGCCACCAGCUGCCCCUUCAGAGGGCCCCGGGGAAGAGGCGGAUGGGAAUCUCAGGGCCCAGCUGCAAGAGAGGACCCUGCAACUCACCACCAAGGAAAAGGAGUGCGAGGAGCUGCAGGCUGAACUGGCGGGCCUGAGUGACGAGUACCUGUCCUGCCUCGACAAGCUCAAGCAGUGUCGGGAAGCACUGAACCACUGCCAGAAGCCACCCCCCAGGGCAAGGAGGUGCUUCAACUGCUGGGUCCCCGUGCUAGUGGUGACGGUGGCUAUGGCUCUGGCAGCAUUCCUGGCCAACACAGGGAACCUGAUGCUCUGAACCACGCCAAGACAGCAGGACGGAAGAACUGAACUGACACAGGAUGGAUCCCUGAGCGACGGCAGGGAAGGAGUGGGGCUUUUUCAGCUUUGACAGAUUUCUGAUCGGGUCUGCCCUUGUUCUGCUACUGAGCCAAUAAACCCUUAUCAGACUUCAAUCUCCCUGAA